Fusarium vanettenii 77-13-4 is the source of this 1095-nucleotide messenger RNA. RefSeq lists its product as uncharacterized. The transcript has 4 exons. The record is from RefSeq and is a predicted model, not a curated record. Bases 70 to 1095 code for a protein of 341 amino acids. NCBI's taxonomy places the organism in Eukaryota, Fungi, Ascomycota, Sordariomycetes, Hypocreales, Nectriaceae.
UGCACGACAGUUUUCUCUCUCUCUCUCCCUUUCCCUCUUUCUCCCUGUACCCCUUUGGCAGCUCUUGAAAUGGCUUUUGGCGAAUCAGUCGAGUACUUCAAUGUUGAGUUUCUGGAAGGAGGUCAUCGUCAAGGUUUCGAGCAAGCUCUGAUGCGGGUGUUGAAGACAGGCCUAGCGGAACACACGUUUGCUGAAAUUAUUGAUGGACUUCCCGUUAGACGCUCAUAUGUAGAAUUUCACUGGCCACAGGAUGGGCAUCCGGCAUAUCAACAUGAUGAACUUUGCCCGGGCAUGAUCGAGAGAGCUCGGGAGCUUCAAUCAAAUUUUCCGGUUACGAGAUUGCGCUUUAAAUUACCUUUGCUUAAUGCCUUUGCAGAGACGGCAUUUGGCUCAAUGCCCUUUCAUCUUCGCCUCGUUGAGCUCCUCGCAGUGUCAUGUCAUCAAAUUGCGGUUCACGUAUAUCAGCUUGACGGAGUAAGCCACAAACACUGUGAAUACGAAAAAUGGAUAAAUCAGCCACGGGAUAUGACGCGGUGGGACUCUUUUCGAUAUCCCACCGCCUUCUGCCACGCAUUUUACACGGCCGUUGAACAGUACCCGAACGGGGUCGCUGAUGUCGUAGCCUACUGGGCUGAGGCCAAGAUAUUUGGAGGGGUGGUACUAUUCGAUAGAGGAGAGUCGGAAACUGAGUGUAGGGAAGUGUACCUCCAUGCAGGACGUCGAGGGGGUCCUUAUACUCUAUUCCCCCCCACAACAGAGCAGUUUGGGAGACUCAUGGUAUUUCUACUCGGCGGAAAGGAUGAAUCCGCUGCGAUAGAGAACCCACUCCCCAUCAGAGCCACCUCGGAGAACCGCUGGCGCUGGGAUGCUUGGGAUGCAACGACGCACUACCACAUCUUUCGCGACAAGUACGAACGGCUCAUCAGCCCGACCAAGCCGCCAACAUCAUAUCGGUCGUCAUACUACGAAGGAAAAGAUGUGGAUAAGGACGGGAUUCGUGCCGCGUUGGAGCGUUUGAAACAGAUAACUCCGUCUUCGCCAAUUUGGGAGAAUCGAGAAACAAGGCAUGCUUGGACUAAAAAUGUUUUGAAGUAG